This is a messenger RNA of Rhinocladiella mackenziei CBS 650.93, 1131 nucleotides long. RefSeq lists its product as uncharacterized. Bases 1 to 1131 code for a protein of 376 amino acids. The record is from RefSeq and is a predicted model, not a curated record. The transcript has a single exon. NCBI's taxonomy places the organism in Eukaryota, Fungi, Ascomycota, Eurotiomycetes, Chaetothyriales, Herpotrichiellaceae. Gene Ontology annotation, molecular function: oxidoreductase activity.
AUGCUCCGCUCCCUCUUGUCCUUCGCUACGGCUACGGCCCUCAUCUCCUCGAUUGUCUCGGCUGUUCCCUUGAAUCAUGCCCGCGCGGCCCACCCCAAAGCCUGGGAUAACUGGGGCUAUCAAGAAUGCAACUCGGAAACCAUCAGGACGCGAGUCGACUUUAACAAGAUGGCUCCCGCUGACCGCAAGGCCUAUACUGACGCCGUCAAGUGCCUCAUGGGCCAGGCCUCUCAGCUCGACCCGGUCCAAUAUCCCGCCGCCAUCAACCGCUAUAUGGAUUAUGCCGUCAUCCACGUCAAUCGAACACAAUACGUCCACCUAGACGCCUUCUUCUUGACCUGGCACCGGUACUUCCUCUGGCUAUACGAGACCGACCUCCAACAAACCUGUGGAUAUACCGGUGCAUUCCCAUACUGGGACUUCGCCUCGACGGCCUCUGACCCUCACGCAUUCCCCAUCCUCGAUGGCUCCGAAUACUCCAUGUCCGGCGACGGUCUCUACAACAACACCGGUCCUAUCCAACUCGGCGCUGAAUUGACCAUUCCUCACGGCACUGGCGGCGGUUGCGUCACCACCGGCCCGUUCGCCAACAUGGUCGCGCCUCUCAAAUUCAUCGAUCCCACACAACUCACCACCGGCGUCCUCCCCGACGGAGCUUUCGACUAUAGCCCAAUCUGCCUAAUGCGCGACCUGAACGCCUACGUCUCGCAAACCUACACCAACGAAGCCGAACUUGUGGCCGCGGCCCACGCCGACAACGCGACAGAAUUCGAAUUCCUCCUCAACGGCGUCAUCGGUGGCGCCAGCCUCGGCAUCCACUCCGGUGCCCACUUCUCUGUCGGCGGGCAGAUGAGCAGCAUCCACGUGUCGGCCCAAGACCCCCUCUGGUAUCCCUUGCACACCAUGAUCGACAAGGUCUACACCAGCUGGCAGAUCAACUACCCCGGCCGCGCAGAUCAACUGGACGGCAGCACAGGCACCGCGCUGAACACGCCCCCCAGCGACAUCGUCACGCUCGACUCCAUCAUGCCGGACUGGGGAUACUUCCAACUCGCCCCAAUUCAGGUCAGAGAAUUGAUUAGCACCACGGCCGGCCCGUUCUGCUAUCAAUACGACAACGUCAUCUCGUAA